AUGUCUUCUCAAUACAUGUAUGAUUUAAUUGUAGUAGGUGGUGGAAGUGGUGGAUUAAAAUGUUCUAAAUUGGCUGCUGAUCUUGGUGCCAAAGUUGCCUUGUUGGAUUAUGUUAAACCAUCCUCCCAAGGAAGUACUUGGAAGAUUGGUGGUACUUGUGUUAAUGUUGGAUGUAUUCCAAAGAAACAAAUGCACUUUGCUUCAGAGAUGGGUAACAAGAUCAGAGAGGCCAUUAACUAUGGAUGGAAAUUGCCACUUGGUCUUGGUGAAGCUCCAGAGGAAGACAUGUUCAACAAUUUCCCUCACAAUAAGAGAGGUGAAUUCUUUGAUUGGACAACUCUCGUUCAAGGUGUUUUAAAUACAAGAUCUGGAUCUAACUUUGUUUACAAGGGAGAAUUGAGAAAGAGAAAGAUUGAUUUCUAUGAAGCUCUUGGUAGACUUGUUGACUCUCACACUGUUGAACUUGUUGGAAGAGUUGAAAGAUUGACUGCCAAGUAUAUUUUGCUAGCUCCAGGUGGAAGACCAAACGUUCCAAGAGACAUCCCAGGUGCCUAUGAAUAUGCCAUUACCAGUGAUGAUUUAUUCUCACUCCAACAAGCUCCAGGUAAAACUCUCGUUGUUGGUGGGUCAUAUAUUGCAUUGGAAUGUGCUGGUUUCUUAUCUGGAUUAGGAUUUGAUGUUUCUGUUAUGAUUGAAAAAUUGGAAAAUAAUCAAAAGAGAGUUACAUUUUUGAAUGCUACUGAAAAUAAGGAAUAUACGCAAGACUUUGAUACUGUCAUGUUUGCAACAGGUAGAUAUGCUGAUGUUCAAGGUUUGAAUUUGGCUGCUAUAGGAGUUCAACAUACUAAGGAAGGUAAAAUUAUUGUCAAUGACGAAGAAAGAACUAGUGUUGAGAGUAUUUAUGCCAUUGGUGAUGUUAUUGAGAAUGGUCACAAUUAUGAAUUGACACCUGUCGCCAUUCAACAAGGUAAAUAUUUGGCCUAUCGUUUAUUCAAGCCAGAAGAAAUCAAUAAGAAGGUUGACUAUGAUUUCGUCCCAACUACAGUCUUUACCCCAACAGAGUAUGGCCUUGUUGGUUACAGUGAAGAGAAGGCCAAGAAGGUAUUUGGUGAAAAUAAUUUGGUAAUCUACAAGAAAAAGUUCAAUAUUUUGGAACACAAGAUUGCAGAAAUUGGAGAGAAGGGUUUCGUCAAAUUGAUUUGCGUCAAGAAUCAAAAUGAAAGAGUUGUUGGCUUGCACUAUUUGGGUCCAAAUGCUGCUGAGGUCACCCAAGGUUUUGCUUUGGCUUUAAAGAAGGGGUGUACUAAGGAGGAAUUCGAUGAUGUGAUUGGUAUUCACCCAAGCAAUGCUGAAGCUUUCAUGUAUUUGGAACUUGGUGUUUAUGAAGAUAAGACAUGUUGUGGAUAA
This is a messenger RNA of Naegleria gruberi, 1407 nucleotides long. RefSeq lists its product as uncharacterized. Bases 1 to 1407 code for a protein of 468 amino acids. Gene Ontology annotation, molecular function: flavin adenine dinucleotide binding; glutathione-disulfide reductase (NADPH) activity. The transcript has 3 exons. Gene Ontology annotation, cellular component: mitochondrion; cytosol. Gene Ontology annotation, biological process: glutathione metabolic process; cellular response to oxidative stress; cell redox homeostasis. Lineage: Eukaryota; Heterolobosea; Eutetramitea; Acrasida; Naegleriidae. The record is from RefSeq and is a predicted model, not a curated record.